UUCUUCGAAUUUUUUGCAGGGAAUGUUUGCCUCGUGUGACGUAAUCUUUGUAGUGUAUGUCUCGUUCGACGUUUAUCAUUUUUGUCGGCGAAGUGCAGUUACGAUCUUGAGUGCUGAUCGCUCAUCGGAACAAGGGCAUUAAGACGACACCAUUUAUCCAUCAUUGUUGACAUGGACGACUUGGUUGUGAGACGGAGAGUGCGUAAGACGGAGUCAAAAGAGUUCGUGGCAGACGAUGUGAACGCUGGAAAUGAUGCGAAUAAAGAUUCAGCGACAUAUGUAUCGAAUUUCUCGACUCGUGUCUUUCCGAGCUUAUGGCAUGGUGUAAGCGUGACCAUUGGACUGCUUAUCGGCAUUGGCCUGUGCCUGGGCAUGGCGGAGUACCUUCAAAUGCUUCACGAGAACAUGCUGUGGUUUAGCAGUUUGAAGGAGCUCGAAAGGGAGAUUUCUUUCAAAGCUGAUCAAGCAUUCUACUAUUCCUUUUUUAAGAACUACAUUCGUUCGCCCAAUUCCGAUGCCUCACUGCGUUCGUUCGAGGUCGAAUUUUCCCGGCAAGGUGGAGUUAUACCGACCGAACGGUUCAACGUUUUUCCGGAAUCCGUCUUGGCAUCUCUAUAUCUGUUCCUUGCACCAGCUCAGAUGCCUGCGUCAAUAUUUUAUGCAGACUGCGUCUUUGGCAUUCAAAUGCUUUUGGUAGCAUCAAUUUUUUUGAUAUCCUGGUCAUUGGCCGGCUCGUGGCUCGCUGGUCUCAUAGCAGUUGGCUUUUUUGCACUGAACCGAGAUAAUGCGACGAGAGUUCCCCAUGGAGUUGGACUUCGAGAGGCCUUCGGACUUCCCUUCUUAUUUGCGCAGCUCGGAUUGCUUGGAUGGAUUAUUGUUCAGCGGGAAUCUCAGUCUAAAAAGCUAGAGCGGGUUCUUCAGAAUGCGUUGAUUUCACUUUGUGCUACGUCAGCCGGGAUCGUAGCUGUUCUCUCCUGGCAAAUGACUCCGUAUUUGCUCACGGUGGUUGUUCUAUCGCUCUUGGUGCUGAGAACGUUUCGGUUUGCCCCUGCUGGAAGAGUCAUGAUUGCGUGUAUUUGCAUUGCAGCAUCUAUUUUUGCUGCAUGGGUGAUUCAGCCUCUUCCAUACUUGCUGCGGUCUCCUGCACUAACUGGCAGUUUAAUCGUUUGCUUGAACUGCGUUUAUACUCCGUUGAGUUAUUUCGAGAGGAAAUUUCGUGGAUUGCAAAUCGAGAAGAUUGUACCUCCGUUGAACUUUGUCGUAACUUUGGGUGCGGGUAUUUUGGUGUGGCUUGCUGUUAACGACGUCGUGGGAGGUGGUGCUGACGAUGAUCACAUCCUACGAUUUUUCUGGUCUCGAAUUUUGGGCAGACAAGACAUCAGUGACUUGGAAGUUCAAUUGUACGUGUGCCAUGAUGCUUUCGAUCUGCUGGGCCAAGACACCAUUUUGUCACUGACAGGCACAUUUCUCUUUCCGCUGUACAACUUCUUCGUGUGUUUAUGGGGCAUUUCGUUCGUCGUGUAUUUGAGAGAUUCUGGGAAAGGAAUCAGAUCAACCAAAAGCCUCAACGACGAUGGAAAAACCAAGCAUUUAUCUUUGUUCUCAUUGUUGACCAUCGGACGUGCUGAUCUUGUCCUACAUAUAGGUUUGAGCUUAGCAUUUGGAAUUGGGGCGCUGCUGAUGAAGCGAUUGUUGUGCCUGUGGGUCCCUUACAUGUGCAUUCUGGUUGGUGCCGGAGUUGCAGACCAGCGCAUGUGGUCUAUUUGCCUCGGUCCCGAUUGUCUAAAUAAAAGUCAGGCGAAGAAACAAUGGCCUGCCAAAGUUGGGCGAAUUGGGGUUUGCGUGCUGAUUCUUUCUGUGGUUGGAUGGAAACUUGAGGAGAAAGUCAGAGGAGAAGCCGGUGAACUGCGAGAAUUUUAUGACCCGGACUCUGUUUCCUUGAUGGACUGGAUUCUGAGUUCUUCGUCGCCGACCGAAUCUGUUUUUGCUGGAUCCAUGCAGUUGAUGGCCACUGUUCAUGCAACUACUGGGCGAGCGAUUACGAAUCACCCACAUUUUGAGAAUGCGUGGCUCAGAAACCGGACGAAGGAGGUUUACCAAAUUUAUGGGCAUUUGUCGCCGGAAAAAGUUCACAAGAUUCUAUCUGCUUUUGGAACUACGCAUAUCAUCGUGGAAGAAUCCCUGUGCACAGAAGCAAUUCCCUCGCCGGUCAGGUCCGGGGCUCAAUUUUGCCGUCUCGUAGAUCUCGUGGAUUUGCAAAACGGUCAUGUACCGACGACGAUGAGAAAUAUUCCGGAUGGAUUGGACCUGAAGCCCCCGAAAGCACCAUUGUUCUGCUCGGCGCUUGAUUCGCACAAGUCUUCGAUACCCGCGUAUGGCGUGAAUAAAAUGGCAAAAUCCAACGACUUCUUGCCGUAUGGGAAUUUCGAGCCGAAAAUUGUGACAGACAUAGAUGGAAAGUUCCCGGUUGUCGUUUACGAAAGCACUGCGACGAAGUUGAGGGUCGCUGUGCUGCAAGUGGACGGACCUCUGGUCAACGGUUAUCUUCUAGUCCCGACGGAACCGACUGCCAGUGAUGGUCUGCCUCAUACGCUAGAACACUUGGUUUUUCUUGGCAGCGAAGAGUAUCCAUUUAAGGGUGUCCUGGAUCUGCUAGCGAAUCGUUGUCUUGCAAACGGAACAAAUGCUUGGACGGCAAUGGACUCGACAGUUUACACCGUCAAGACUGUUGGAGGCGAGGGAUUUUGCAAUAUUUUGCCCAUUUAUAUGGAUCAUGUCUUAUAUCCCACAUUGAAGGACGCUGCGUACACAACAGAAGUGUAUCAUGUCACGGGUGAAGGGAAAGACGGAGGCGUCGUGUAUAGUGAGCUGCAGACGUCGGAAAACACUUGCAAAUGCAAGGCGUUUCGUAAGAGUAUGGAGUUGUUGUAUCCCAACAGUAAUUACCGCUAUGAUCAAGGUGGGCUCAUGGAAGAUCUACGGAUGACCAACAAUGAACAAGUGAAAGCCUACCACAAGCGGUUCUACAGGCCAGAAAAUUUGGUUGUGAUUGUUACUGGUAAAGUAGAACCCGUGGAAAUUCUGAAAGCGUUGGACCCGAUUGAGCAGAAGAUAAUAAAGAAGGGACCUCAUCCGGAGCCGUAUGUGAGACCGUGGAAUGAACCAUUGGAGCCUCUUUCCGAGAGUGUGGACACGGAAAUUUUGUAUCCUGCCGAUGAACUCAAGCACGGACUUGUGGAAAUCGCUUUCCGCGGUCCAGCUGUCAUGGACUUGCGCAGGUUGUGUGAGCUGGACAUAAUUCUAGAUUAUAUGAUCGACACUGCAAUCAGCCCGAUGAGGAAGAUGUUCGUGGAAAUCCCGGAACCACUCGCCAGUAGCGUGUCUCAUUACAUUAUGGACAACCAAGUGACAGCUGUGUUCUUCACAUUCGAAAACGUUCCUGCAGAUAAAUUGGGUGUGAUCAAGGAGAAAUUUUGGGCAGUUUUGAAGGGAUUGACGGAGGCCACGUUGGACAUGAACCGUGUCCAAACCAUCAUUAGGAAGAAAGUUUUCGAGUGCUGGUCAGCGUUGGAAAGCGAUCCUCAUAGUGCUGUCAGCGAUGACGCGAUCACAUUUGCCACGUAUGGUGACAGUGCUGACGAUCUCACGUUCAUGCUGAACUCCGACAAGUACAUGGAUGUUUUACUCGGGAAGAAUGCGGCUUUUUGGAUCAAAAUCUUGAAGGAGUAUUUCGACGAGGCCAAACCCCACGUUACGAUCAGAGCCAGGCCCUGCAAAGAGCUGAAAGCCAAACUGGCUGCUGAGGAGGAAGCACGGGUGGAAGAACGCGUUCGAACACUGGGACCCGAAGGUUUGAAGCAGAAGAAGGAGACUCUAGACCAGGCCGUUGAAGCGAAUGAGGUGGAACCCGAGGAUGAUAUGAUGACGUCGGUGCCGAUCCCGAACAUGGAGAACUUGAAUUUCCUGUCGAUAAAACUGUACUCCAACUAUGUCCUGAACAAGGAAAGCAAAGUGAUCAACUCUGCCGCUCCGCAUUUCGACUUGUCCAAGAUUCCGAUUCGAAUGCGAGUUGACGAUGUCAAUUCGAAUUUUGUCAGAAUUAGGAUGGCCCUGGACACUACGAAUUUGGAUCCAGGAUUGAGGCUGUACCUGCUGCUUUAUCUCGCAUUGAUCGGGGAAUCAGCAUUGCUAUUGCCCCCAGGGUUUGAGUGGCACGGGGUGCGAGAUUCGAGUGACAGACCGAUUGUGUUGCAGCCCGACGGCUCUACUUUGGUACCAUACGAGAUCGUGGUGAAGCAGAUUGAAACGGACACUGAAGGAGUGGGCGCCCAUUUGGGCCUGAGUGCGGGAGGCUCGUUUUCCGCGGGGAUUUUCGCCAACUACGUCAUGUUCUUCGCAAAGGUGGAGAUUGGGAAGUACAAGGAAGGAAUUCGUUGGUUGCGAGACUUGCUGUUUUUCACCCAUGUGCAACCUGACCGAGUCCAGGUGGCUGCUUCGAAAAUUGCUCAAAGCGUCAAUGAGAAGAAGCUCAAGGGAGGAACCAUUGCUAAAGCUCUUGUCGCGGACAUGCAAUACGUCAAAGGGUCGAAUCCAUGGGCAGUGAGCUUGCUCCGCCAGCAGAAAGUGUUGAAUCAGAUAUCUCGGGAUUUGAGUGAGGCUUUGCCGUCGAACCCGAAAGCAGAUGAUUUGCCAGUCAUACAAAGCCUGAUAAAGUUGCGAGAAUUUUUCGUGGGGAGUGCGAAUUCCAUGAUUUUGUACAUGGCCACCGACUUGGAGCGAUUGCACGAGAAGCAGGGAGGAGUCGGAAGUCUGGAGCAGCCGUGGGUUGAUAUCAUGUUGGAGUCACUGAAGAAGAAGGCUGUUGUCGACGAACCAAUGGAUUUCACAAAGCCUCUUGUCAUGGUGCCGGAUGUAGCGUUGUUGGCGAGGACGUCGAUCAGAUUGGCAGCGGGCUCAUCGGAAUGUGAUUCCAAGACCGGCUGCAUUGUGGGCAUGGGUUCAGUGGAGUCUGCGUACAUCUACCAGACGAUCCCGACGGAGGUGCAGUCGAUGCUGCAUCCGGACUUCCCGGCAUUGAUGGUGUUCCUUGAGUAUUUGAAUCAAGCUGAAGGUCCAUUGUGGAAAGGAGUCAGAGGACAAGGGCUGUCGUAUGUCUAUUCGUUGUCACUGAAUACGUCGAAUGGAAUGCUCUCCUUGAUUCUUGGAAUGGCUGCACAACCUGUCGACGCUUUCCGAGUUGCCAGUGAGAUCAUCAAAGAGCACGUUACCGAAGGAUUUGAGUUGGAAGAGGAUUUAUUCGAGGCAGCCAAGUCGUCUACAAUGUAUGGACUGGUCAGCAAUGAAGAGUCUGUGGCGGACUUGGUGCAGCUGUCACUCAUGUCCGGCUUCCGAGGAAUUCCAGUCGACUUCACCAGGACACUGAUGGAUCGAAUUUGGAAGCUGGAUGAGGAAGAAGUUGUUUCCGCUGGGAGGAAAUACGUUACGCCGGUUUUAGAUCCGACCAAGUCGUUAUGUGCUGCUGUGUGUCAUUCAGCGAAAGUCGAUGACAUUGUAUCCGCCUUUAAAUUGUUUGGAAGGAACCUGCACCCAUUCGAGUCCGUGGAAGCUUCAUUCCUGAGCGAUAUGUGA
This is a messenger RNA of Notodromas monacha, 5628 nucleotides long. NCBI's taxonomy places the organism in Eukaryota, Metazoa, Arthropoda, Ostracoda, Podocopida, Cyprididae. The record is from the annotation of a GenBank genome assembly.